This is a messenger RNA of Ostreococcus tauri, 2355 nucleotides long. RefSeq names its product Clathrin/coatomer adaptor,adaptin-like,N-terminal. Bases 1 to 2355 code for a protein of 784 amino acids. The record is from RefSeq and is a predicted model, not a curated record. Gene Ontology annotation, cellular component: membrane coat. Gene Ontology annotation, biological process: vesicle-mediated transport; intracellular protein transport. Gene Ontology annotation, molecular function: clathrin binding. Lineage: Eukaryota; Viridiplantae; Chlorophyta; Mamiellophyceae; Mamiellales; Bathycoccaceae. The transcript has 2 exons.
AUGGGCGUCCCUCCCGGGCACGGUAACCGACAGUUCGUCGAUGACGCGCAGAUCGCCGAGGAGCAACGCGAGCUCGAUACGAAGCUGCGAUCGUCGUCGACCAAGGAUAAACUAGAUGCGUUGAAGAAGCUGAUCGCGCUGAUGGCGAUGGGACGAGACGUGAGCGUGUUCUUCCCGUCGGUGGUGGUGAACAUCGUGAGCGAGUCGUUCGAGGUGAAAGUGUUGGUGUACAUGUUCCUCGUGCGCACCGCGGAUCAAAAGCCCGAGGAGGCGCUUUUGUCCAUUAACUCGUUUCAGAAGGAUUUGGCGCAUCCGAACCCGCGAGUGCGGGCGUUGGCGUUGCGAGUGAUGUCAAGCAUUCGCAUUCAAGUGAUCGUGCCAGUGGUCAUCUUAGCUGCGCGAAAGUGCGCGGUCGAUCCGAGCCCGUACGUUCGUAAGGCAGCCGCGCACGCCGUGCCGAAGAUUUAUAGGAUGGACAACGGACGUCAGGAGGAGUUGAUCGAGAUCAUCGAGACGAUGCUGCGCGAUAGCACGCCCUUCGUCCUCUCCUCCGCGGUGAUGGCCUUCACCGAGGUGUGCCCGAGUAGGAUCGAUUUGCUGCACAGACAUUACCGCAAGAUUUGCCGCAUGCUGGUAGAUAUGGAUGAGUGGGGACAGAUUUUGCUGUGCGAAGUUCUCCUGAGGUACGCGCGCUCGCAGUUUUUGGCGCCCGACACGCAUGCGCGUGAGCUGGGUGCCGUCUCGGGCAAGCACGGUGAGAAGAAACUUGAACUCGCCCUUCCUUCUACAGAACCGUGGUACAAUGAGGAAAGUAAUGCGGGUAUUCAAUCCAUUGUUGCCAGCAGUGCGGCUUUCUACUCAGAUUCAGACGAAGAAGAAGACAGCGACGAGGACAGUGACAGCGACGAGGACAAGGCGAAGAAGGAGAAAAAGCCUGGCGGUGCUACGGCAGAGAGCCGAGGUCCGGGCUGGUUGGACGAAGAUCACCGAUUGUUGCUGCGCUGCACGCGUCCGAUGUUGCAAUCGCAAAAUUCCGGGGUCGUCAUGGCCGUCGCCGCUCUGCAUUUCUACUUGAGCCCAGCGGCGGACUUGCCGAAGGUUGUGCGUGCGUUGGUUUUUGCAGCGCACAGUAAGCCCGAGUCGCAGCACAUCGUCGUCAAGAAUAUUUGCACCAUGGUUGCCACGCAACCACUGUUGUUUCAGUCGCACUUCAACGCGUUCUUCAUCACUCCGAAGGACCCGUUGGACGUCAGAGCGCUCAAGCUUGAAAUUCUCACGCACAUCGUCACGAGUGACAACGCAUCGCUGCUCUUGCGAGAGUUACAGGCGUAUUUGCGCUCGUCCAACUACGAGUUUGUGGCGCUAACGAUCAGAGCAAUCGGCCGCUGUGCAGCUAUCAUGCCACAAAUCGCGUCGGUGUGCAUCCGAUCGUUGCUUGAGCUGUCGCUCCAUCCGAGCCCCAAGGUAGCAUCGGAGGCCGUCGUGGUCAUUCGAGCGCUGGUGCAGCAAAACCCGAAGGAACACAUCGUCGUAGUCAUGCGUUUGAUGCGGCGACUAGAUCAACUCAUGGCACCCGAAGCGAGAUCAGCGGUUAUUUGGCUCGCCGGUGGAGAGAUCUUCGAUGGGAACGAGGAGAAUAUCAAGGCUUCGGACAAGGAGCUUCGCGAAAAGUUUUUUGAGCUCGCCACGCAGAUGAUGCGGCGAGUCGUCAAGGGCUUCGCGGACGAACACGAGAUGACGAGACAGCAAAUCGUCAACACGUGCUGCAAGAUGUACGUCCAGGACCCGUUGAGGAUGUCCACCUCGCUGAAGUAUGUGUUUGCUCUUGGAGCUUCGGAUCCGUCGGUCGACAUGCGCGAUCGCAUUCGCGUUUUCCGCGCGCUGUUCCCGGUUGAUGGUACGCCGAGCUCGGUCAAGCAACAUGGUGAUGCGAUCAUACUGUGCGAGAAGCCCGAGCCGAAGCUUCCUUCGCCCGCGAUGCAGACCUGCGAGCACGCACUUGGUUCUCUGUCGCACUUCCUCGAGCACGUGGCCCCUGGAUACACACCCCUGGUGAAACACCCGAGCGUGCAACCGCCGACGAACGUUCGCGAGCAGUAUUUCUCCGGACCUUCGGGCAGAGACGGGGAUUCAUCCGCCCUGGCGUUGCGCAACGGAAAGUCCAAUGGUCUGGGAACGGGUGGAUUUUACAGUUCUAGCGACGACAGCAGCGAUAGCGACAGCGAGUCCAGCAGUUACACGGGGAGCGAUGACUCGGACAACGACUCGGAUGAAUCGGAUGACGACUCAGACAAUGACUCGGGUGAAUCAGACGACGACUCGGACGACUCGGACGACUCGGACGAUUCGGAUUAG